AGCGCAUUGAACAACAGUAAAUCAACAGCAAUCAUUGUGUUAGCCAUUCCAUUGUGAAAAAGUGCAAAAUAAAAACCAAAGUGAAAAUGCCUUGCAAAGGAUGCGGAAACAACUGCCAGUGCACGUCCGGCAAAUGCGGCAGCAGCUGCGCCGGAAACCAGCAAUGCCAAUGCGCCGGCAAGACGGCCCCCACCUGCUGCCAGACCAAAUGAGCUGAGGUGCGAAGCGGCGCUUCAUAGAAAUUUCUAGUUCCAUACUGAAAUCUCCGACUGAUUGUUAUAAAAGGAUGCUUAAUAAAUUAUAUAUUUAAUAGUUAACUGAAA
Molecule: messenger RNA, 323 nt
Organism: Drosophila mojavensis
Lineage: Eukaryota; Metazoa; Arthropoda; Insecta; Diptera; Drosophilidae
Product: metallothionein-4
Exons: 2
Coding region: 87-212 (41 amino acids)
Molecular function (GO): metal ion binding
Source: RefSeq, a predicted model, not a curated record